Messenger RNA from Maudiozyma barnettii, 816 nucleotides. It is a transcript of the gene HCR1, whose product is annotated as translation initiation factor eIF3 core subunit j. The transcript has a single exon. The record is from RefSeq and is a predicted model, not a curated record. Gene Ontology annotation, molecular function: translation initiation factor activity. Gene Ontology annotation, cellular component: eukaryotic translation initiation factor 3 complex; cytoplasm. Lineage: Eukaryota; Fungi; Ascomycota; Saccharomycetes; Saccharomycetales; Saccharomycetaceae. Bases 1 to 816 code for a protein of 271 amino acids.
AUGUCUUGGGACGACGAAGCUAUUAAUGGUUCUAUGGGUAAUGAUGACGCUGUCCUAAUGGACUCUUGGGAUGCGGCUGGUGAUGAUGAACCAAUCAUGGAUUCCUGGGAUGCUGAAGAAACUACAGAAAAGAAUCCAGAACCAAAGAAGAAGGAGACAAAGCCUGCCGCUAAGAAGGCUGUUAAGGGUAAAGGUAAGCAAGGUGGCAGCGACAAGGUCCUGAUGGAAAUUGACACAUUGGAUGAAAAGACUCGUAAGGAAUUGAUUAAAAAGGCAGAAAUGGAUUCUGAUUUGAAUAAUGCUGCCGAUCUAUUCCAAGGUCUGGGAGUUGCCGAGAAACACCCAAGAGAAUUGGCAAUGGAGAGAGAUGCUGAACGCGCUUCUCUUUUGAAACAUGCUGUUAUGACUAAAGAUACCCCAUUCGAACAACAUCCUUUAAUUUCUAAUGCUGAAACGAAGAGAGACUAUCAAGAUUUGAGAAAAUCUCUCGCUGCUGCUAUUGUUCCUUUAAAUGAAAAAUCUUCCCUAAAUUAUUCAUCUUCUUUAACCAUUGAUUUAAUUAAGGAUAUUGCUAAGCCAAUGUCUAUCGAAUCCAUUAGACAAACUGUUGCUACUCUAAAUGUAUUAAUCAAGGAGAAAGAAAAGGAAGAAAGACAAGCUCGUCUAGCCAAGGUUAGAGGUGGUACUGCUACUGGUGGUGCUGGUAAGAAGAAAGCUAAGGGUAAAACUAACCUGGGUGGUGCAUUCAAGAAGGACAAUGAUUUCGACCUUGAUAGUAACAACUAUGAUGACUUCGGGGAUGACGAUUUCAUGUAA